AUCGGACUUCGAAUUACCGGGCUUUUAGCUCUAUGUACGCUAUGACCGACACUGCCAAGGUCCUGUGGCCCGACGGGACAUCACUACGCCCUUAAAAUGGAGAUUACCCUUCCCCAACGUAUUAAAAAUAAACACUGUCACUGACACUGUCUUCGAUCUCCGGCAGUAAGAAGAUGGCGUCUCUCUCUCUCCCUUCAGCUUCGCUGAGAACUUUCUCUCCGUUCAACAACAGCACCAAAGGAUCUCCAUCUCUUGUCGCUCCGCGUCGUCCGCCCAAGCUCUUCUUCGAUGUCGCUCGAAGCUCUGGCUCACUCAGCUACAAUCCCCUCAGGUUCUCGGUGGAUUAUAAGGGACAGGUGAUGAAGACGGAAAAAAGGAAGAGGGGACUCGGUGUGAUUUGUUAUUCUGCGCCUCUGGCUCCUCGUACCCUCCAGUGGAUCUCCACCGUUUCGUCUGCGGUGUUAUUGGUUGCCAGUGGCACUGCUGUUCAGAAAUCGUUUAUUGUUCCUUUAUUUGCUCUGCAAGCUCCAGCAAGUAUCAUCUCAUGGAUGAAGGGAGAAUAUGGUUUUUGGGCUGCAUUCCUGGCACUUCUCAUCCGUCUAUUCUUCUUCAUUCCUGGUGAACUUGAGUUACCAUUAGCAGCAUUACUGUUGGUGAUUCUAGCUCCUCAUCAGGUUAUGAACCUACGUGGAACUCAGGAAGGUGCUAUUAUUGCCUUGGUAAUUGCGGGAUAUUUAGCUUUCCAGCAUUUCUCACGAGCAGGCAGCAUGCAGAAAGCAUUUGACCAAGGUUCAAUUGUUGCCACCUUAGCCGUUAUCUUCAUUACUGCCGUAUCAUGCUUACUUUUGAUCUGAAUUUCAUGUAAAAUUAUAAAUAGCAUUUUGUUUUAGUCAUCUGUAAAUUAUUGAGCUUGUGACCCACUCGCUUAAAACAACAUAAUAAUCGUGUUUUAUGGACCGUUCUUUCUUUUUUGUAAGAUGUAUGUGUGACAUCUUUAAUAAGCAUUUGUAAUUAAAGUAUUCUUGACCUGUGUGGGAUUGCUUUCAA
Messenger RNA from Carya illinoinensis, 1047 nucleotides. Its product is annotated as cold-regulated 413 inner membrane protein 1, chloroplastic-like. The transcript has 6 exons. Lineage: Eukaryota; Viridiplantae; Streptophyta; Magnoliopsida; Fagales; Juglandaceae. Bases 174 to 854 code for a protein of 226 amino acids. The record is from RefSeq and is a predicted model, not a curated record. Gene Ontology annotation, cellular component: membrane.